Sinocyclocheilus grahami is the source of this 374-nucleotide messenger RNA. Its product is annotated as insulin-like growth factor 1 receptor. The transcript is spliced from 2 exons. The record is from RefSeq and is a predicted model, not a curated record. Gene Ontology annotation, molecular function: protein binding. Bases 6 to 374 code for a protein of 122 amino acids. NCBI's taxonomy places the organism in Eukaryota, Metazoa, Chordata, Actinopteri, Cypriniformes, Cyprinidae.
CCUCAAUGCCUGUCGAUGUUCGUGCAUACUCUAAUUCUUCAUCAAAGCUGGUGGUGCGGUGGUCUCCACCUGUCUUCCCCAACGGAAACAACACCUACUACCUGCUCCGCUGGAAGCAGCAGGGCGAGGACCGUGAGCUCUACCAGCACAACUACUGCUCCAAAGAACUAAAGAUCCCAGUAAGGAUUUCAGCCACGGGUUUGACAGAAAUCGAGGACACCAAACCCACCAAUACUGAAACAGGGGGGCGGGACAAAGUUCCCUGUUGUCCAUGCCCUAAAACAGAGGAGGAUCUGAAGCGAAUCGAGGAAGACAUCUACUACCGCAAAGCCUUUGAGAAUUUCCUCCACAAUGCCAUAUUCACCCCCAGGUAA